Messenger RNA from Debaryomyces fabryi, 3429 nucleotides. RefSeq lists its product as uncharacterized. The coding region runs from base 1 to 3429 and encodes 1142 amino acids. NCBI's taxonomy places the organism in Eukaryota, Fungi, Ascomycota, Pichiomycetes, Serinales, Debaryomycetaceae. Gene Ontology annotation, biological process: protein quality control for misfolded or incompletely synthesized proteins; protein catabolic process; protein processing. Gene Ontology annotation, cellular component: peroxisomal matrix. Gene Ontology annotation, molecular function: serine-type endopeptidase activity; ATP hydrolysis activity; ATP binding. The transcript has a single exon. The record is from RefSeq and is a predicted model, not a curated record.
AUGGCCAGAUACAAAUCUAACGAGCAAAAUAACACAGACUUCAAACAACAAGUUGUUUUGCCAACUUAUAAAUUGGACUCUAAUUUAGUAUUAUUGCCGGGGAUAAUUUAUAAUGUCACAUUCUCUAGAUUCAAGGCAGCUACUUUGCUAUCACGAUUUAAAAGUCAAGUUUCAAAUGUUUCCUUGAUAACGAAUCUACUCAAUGAAUAUGAUUUCGAUGGUAAGCAAGAUGAAAAAGAUGAAACCGAAUCUAGGUAUAUGCCAACCCCAAUUUCAGAGGAUGCUGUAGCUGGUAUUAAAAAGUUUUAUCAAUAUGAACAAAAAUUCAAAGGUAAAAGUGAUGACUCAAGAGGAGAAUUAGACCUUCAAAAUGAGUUUGAUUGGUUAGUUUUAGCAAUAAAUCCAAACUUGGAAAAGAUAAGAGAACCACAAGGUUCAUCUGAUGAUGAAUAUGAAAAUAUUGUUACAAUUGCUCGAGUUAUUGGUAUGGUUGAUGACACGAGCAAUAUUAAGUUAACACUACAAGCCCUAACUAGAGGUAUCAAACAUAGUAAGGUUAAGCCAUCUCAAACGAAUGAAGCUUUGGUAGAUAUUGACUGGAAUGCUAAUAUUGAUGAUGUAGCCAGCCAGUAUGAUGUUUUGAAUACCAAAGCUUUAAGGUUAUUUAAAUCUAUUGAUGAAUUCAUUGUUGAUUAUCGUCAGGCUUUAUCUAUUGCUGCUUCAUUAGCAAAGAAAGGGAAACAAUCAAAAGAUUUAAGGCAGAAUGGCGAUUUAUUGACAUUAAAUCCUUUAGCCAACUCGCUUUAUUUACAUUUGGCAGGUUCAAAAGAUUUUACAAAGGCUUAUAUUAGUUUACAAAAGUUAUUCGGAACUUUCAAUUCCUCUUCGAAUACUAAGAUCGACAACAAGACUUUUUUAAGGUUAAUUGAUUUAACCUGCGCAAUUAUACCAUUCCCAAAUCACGAAAAAUUGAAGUUACUAAAAGACUUUAAUGCUACUGAUAGAGUUAAUGAAGCAAAUUUGAUGCUUGAAUCUAUGAUUCAAGUGUUUUCUAAUUUGAAAGAGAAUAACAAAUUUAUUAAUCAUUGGUUCUACAAUGAAGCGACUAAUAUUCAAAGGGCUAAUGUGGUUGCAAGUCAACUAAAGUCUAUUAGAUUAAUUUUAGAAGGUAUGACUAAUAAACCCGGUAAAGAUAUCAAAACAAAUCAAAAUCCCUCUCGCCAACUUGUUCGCCGUGGCAACAAUAGCAAUAAGUCUGCUAAGCUGCCAAUGAACCACGAUGGAAAUGAAAGUAACGAUGAAUAUGACGAUGAAGAUGAUGAUGACGAAGAUGAAUUAAGAGCCAUCACCAGUUUUAUUAAAGGUAAAUUACCAAAUAUUACUACUUUAUCUUCCGAUACAAAAAGACUUAUUGUGAAGGACUAUAAGAGGAUUAAAUCAUCACCACCAGGUAACUCAGAUUUCCAUGUAAUUAGGAAUUAUUUGGAAAUUGUGGCAGAUAUUCCAUGGGACAGGUAUGUUACAAGGUUUAAGUCUAACAAGGAUAUUGACCUAGAUUUCGCUAAAAAGCAAUUGGAUAACGAUCAUUAUGGAUUACAACACGUUAAAACAAGAUUAAUUCAGUAUUUGGUAGUGUUAAAGCUUCUAGGAAUUAAUGCUGAGAAGGAAUUUGAAAAGAUAGAAUCAGAAAACAAAAAAUCGAACAAAAAUGAAUCACCUUCCAACAAUAAGAGUGAUAAAGAGAAGGGAGAAAAGAAUUUCACUAGAGCUGAUGAUUCAAUUGUUAUCGCUAAUAAUGAUGAGACAUCAGUUGCCCAUGAAACGGCAAGAAACAAAAAUAAGAAAUCUAAAUCUUUGACAACGAUAGAGAAAAAUUUAUUAAAUAAGUCUCUUAUGGUUUCGAAAAAUAAUAAAUCCCCAAUUAUAAUGUUAGUUGGCCCACCCGGAACUGGUAAAACAUCAUUGGCGAAAUCUAUCGCUAAAGCAUUAGGCCGUAACUUCCAGAGAGUUUCUUUAGGAGGUAUCAAGGAUGAGUCUGAAAUUAGAGGCCAUAGACGUACAUAUGUUGGUGCAAUGCCAGGGGUUAUUAUUCAAUCCUUAAGGAAAUCAAGAUCUAUGAACCCAGUCAUUCUUUUGGAUGAAAUUGACAAGAUUAUUGGAGGCAACAAUGGUGUCAAUAAAUUCAAUGGAGAUCCAUCAGCAGCCUUAUUAGAAGUCUUAGAUCCUGAGCAGAACACAUCCUUUAUUGAUCAUUACUUGGGAUUCCCGGUUGAUUUGUCUCAAGUCAUGUUUAUUUGUACUGCAAAUGAAGCAUAUAAUUUAUCUAGACCAUUGUUAGAUAGGUUGGAGAUGAUCGAAGUGGGAGCGUACGAUUAUGAUGAGAAGUUGGUUAUUGGAGAAAAGUAUCUUUUGCCAAGACAAAUCAAAAGAAACGGUAUUCCCCAGGCUGAUUUGAUCGACCUCGAGAAAUCAGUUAUGCGCAAGGUGAUCCUUGAUUAUACCAGAGAAGCCGGGGUGAGAAAUUUUGAGAGGAGCUUAGGAAGAAUCUGUAGAUUCAAAGCAGUAGAAUACUCUCAAAGCUUGGAUAAGUUGAGCGAAUAUCAACCUAAGGUUGAAAUUGAAGACUUACCCAAGUAUUUAGGGUUACCUUUCGCGAAUUUAUCAACCGAAUUAUUCGAGUCCCCAAUAGAAUCAGCAAAAUGUGGAGUUGUGAACGGAUUAUCGUAUAAUACCGAUGGAUCAGGUUCCGUAUUGGUAUUUGAAAGUAUAGGGUUUAACCACGAGGGCAAAUCAGGUACAUCAUCUCUCAAUAUGACUGGUAGAUUAGGGGAUGUCUUAAUGGAGAGCGCAAAAAUCGGUUUAACAUUUAUUAAGCUGAUAAUCUACAAAAAUUUGUUGAAUUUGAUUGACAGAAAUCUUAAUGAAAGUCUAAUUGACAAAGUCAACAAUAUGGAAAUACAUUUGCAUGUACCACUGGGUUCAAUUCAAAAAGAUGGUCCAUCAGCGGGCAUUACUAUGGCCUUACUGUUCUUAUCAUUGAUUUUGGAAAAACCCGUUCCAUUGGAUACAGCCAUGACAGGUGAAAUCACUUUGAGGGGAUUGGUAUUGCCUAUCGGUGGUAUCAAAGAAAAAAUAUUAGGUGCUCAUUUAAACGGUAUCAAGCGUGUGAUAGUCCCAAGAGAAAACCGUAAAGACUUGAUCGAGGAAUAUUGCAGGUCCACCAAUGAUUUCAACCAAUUGAACGAUUUAUUACUCGACAACGAAAACAAAUAUGACUUCAAAAGAUCCGAGCCAGAGAAAUUCUGGUUCGACAAAUACGGAAUCACUAUUCACUACGCUCGUGAAUUUUGGGACGUCAUCAAAGCUGUAUGGGGUGAUGCUUUAUUAGUUAAAGUGGACCAAGCAAGAAUGGUCGAAUAUCACUUAUGA